AUGCUGCUUCCACUCCCGGGCUUCAUGUUGUUGUGGCUGUGCAGCGAGGCCGUCUCCGCUCAGCUCCACUGGCACCAAACAAAGACGACUUUCAGCCCUCAUUAUGAAUCCACCGCCGCGGACAGGAAUGCGCAGAGCCGGAGAUGGCGCACAGUCAGCGGGGAGGACAAUGGGGGGGUGCACCACGGGGCGCGUGGGCAGGCCUCGUGGAUGGAUACUGUAAAGCCAUCGCAGUCUGAGCAGCUGGGGACGCAGAUUCCUCGGCGCGCUGUGCGUAAAAGUGGCACCAAUGGAAACAAAGUGGGUGAGUCACGAGACAGAGGACACACACCUGGAGAAGAGUAUACACACAAGAGAGGACACACACCGAGAGAUGAGUAUACACACACCCCGCGUGGACAUGUCUUCGUCCCCGCGAGGACGGAACACAAACGGCGGCAGAGACGCAGCAAGGACGCAGGUGCGCCGCUGCCCGUGGCCAUGGCGCAAGAGCAACCCGGACCUGCUUUCGGCCUCAACGGCAGUGACUUUGAGGAGGAGGACUACACGGUGCCGGAUUUCCCCGAUGGCACGCCCUUCCCGCCGGUGAACACGCGCCCCAGACGGAAGCAGGUGAGGAACCCUUUCUACCCGGUCACCUCGCGCUCCUACGGCGCGUACGCGGUGGUGAUGACCGCCGCGGUGAUCUUCAGCGUGGGAAUCAUCGGGAACGUGUCGGUCAUGUGCAUCGUGUGUCAUAACUACUACAUGAGGAGCAUCUCCAACUCUCUGCUGGCCAACCUCGCGCUCUGGGAUUUCGUCAUCGUCUUCUUCUGCCUGCCGCUCGUGGUGUUUCACGAGCUCACUAAGAACUGGCUGCUGGGAGAGUUCUCGUGCAGGAUCAUCCCGUACCUGGAGUGCACCACCACCGAGCUGUCGCCGUUCAGCACCGUCCGCAGGGAGCCGUCCACCUCCACCACCUACGCCACGGUGGGGACGCACUGCUGA
Molecule: messenger RNA, 987 nt
Organism: Scomber japonicus (chub mackerel)
Lineage: Eukaryota; Metazoa; Chordata; Actinopteri; Scombriformes; Scombridae
Product: prosaposin receptor GPR37-like
Exons: 2
Coding region: 1-987 (328 amino acids)
Biological process (GO): positive regulation of MAPK cascade; adenylate cyclase-inhibiting G protein-coupled receptor signaling pathway
Cellular component (GO): plasma membrane; signaling receptor complex
Molecular function (GO): prosaposin receptor activity; G protein-coupled peptide receptor activity
Source: RefSeq, a predicted model, not a curated record